UGUUGUGGUUAUUUAUCUAUGACAAUCGCGUGCAUGCAUUUCGCGUGUUUGUGGGUUUGUGCAUGUGCGUUUGCGUAAGAGUAGAACUUGUUUGACGCUAACAGGUAAUCACAGUGAACGAUGGAUGACGAGGCCGAGACCUACAAGCUGUGGAGGAUUCGAAAGACUAUUAUGCAGCUGUGCCACGACAGGGGAUACCUGGUGACGCAAGAUGAAUUGGACCAGACGCUUGACCAGUUCAAGCAGCAGUUCGGCGACAAGCCGAGUGAACGGAGGCCCGCAAGGAACGACUUAAUCGUGCUCGUCGCCCACAAUGACGAUCCCACUGAUCAGAUGUUCGUUUUCUUCCCUGACGAGCCAAAGAUUGGCAUCAAGACGAUCAAGACGUACUGCCAGCGGAUGCAGGAGGAAAACAUUUCACGGGCCAUCAUCGUCGUCCAGGCAGGCAUGACACCGUCAGCGAAGCAGGCCCUGGGAGACAUGGCACCCAAGUACAUUCUGGAGCACUUUCUGGAAUCGGAGUUGCUCAUCAACAUCACAGAGCAUGAGCUCGUGCCGGAGCACGUGGUCCUCACCCCAGAAGAGAAGACUGAGCUGCUUGCACGAUACAAGUUGAAAGAGAACCACCUGAUGAGGAUCCAGGCGGGAGACCCCGUGGCACGGUACUUCGGACUCAAGAGAGGCCAGGUCGUCAAGAUCAUCCGGCCUAGUGAGACUGCUGGACGGUACAUCUCGUAUCGUCUGGUGGUGUAGAGUAACCAAGUGUUCAUUACUUUAAAAGGGUCUAAAGUCAGGCAUCAACGUGACAUCCGCAAGACAUCAACACCACGUCCAUUGCCACAUCAUCGUCAGUGUCCACUACUGGGGAAGGCUGGUUGGCUCUCUUGGGAACGCGGGCAUCCUUCAAGUCCACCUACUGUCGCGCUUUGUGGUAAAUGGUCGCCUAAUUAAUUUUCAUCACGUCAUAGACCGCAACUACGUCAAGCUCGAAGUUGUCAUCAGUGCUUUCAUUCAUUAAAGCUAUUCAGUUCAA
Messenger RNA from Rhipicephalus sanguineus (brown dog tick), 1033 nucleotides. RefSeq names its product DNA-directed RNA polymerases I, II, and III subunit RPABC1 (gene Rpb5). The transcript is spliced from 8 exons. NCBI's taxonomy places the organism in Eukaryota, Metazoa, Arthropoda, Arachnida, Ixodida, Ixodidae. Gene Ontology annotation, cellular component: RNA polymerase I complex; RNA polymerase II, core complex; RNA polymerase III complex. Gene Ontology annotation, biological process: DNA-templated transcription. The record is from RefSeq and is a predicted model, not a curated record. Gene Ontology annotation, molecular function: DNA-directed RNA polymerase activity; DNA binding. The coding region runs from base 121 to 753 and encodes 210 amino acids.